CCUACGGGGCAUAUAUCCAUAAACCUCCGCAAAACGACAGCGUUGCCACAUUUCAAUUUCCUACGCAUCUUCCACCAUUGUUGAAAACCUCCUUCAAAUUCAUCUUCCAGCUUUCAACUUUCUCCAUUUAUUACCUCAAUUUCCCACACACACACAUUCCAAAUAUAUGCACAGGCACACACACAUAUUCUCACAUUUUACUCCACUCCUCUCUCUAGAAUUGUAAGUAUGGCUCCUUUGUUUCUCUCUCUACUUCUCUUACAACUCCUAUGUUCCCACGCUAUUACAACCACCGAGUUCGCAGAGCGAGACUCACUUCUUACAUUCAAACACUCACUCAAAAACCCAGCACAAGUCUCUUCAUGGACCACUAAAACUUCACAUUGUCACUGGCUCGGUGUCUCGUGUGUAAACAACUCGGUCACUCAACUCGUCCUCCCGACUCACUCGCUCAGCGGCCCACUCGCUAUCUCACUCUUCUCGCUCACUUCUCUCACCACACUCGACCUAUCCAACAACCAGCUGUCCGGCGAGUUACCGAGUCAACUCGGCGAGUUGACUCGCCUGGAAAUAUUGAAACUCGGUCCUAAUUGUUUGACAGGGGAAAUUCCCCCGGAGAUUGGGAAACUGGGUUCACUGAGGCAACUCGACUUGUCAGGCAACUCGUUCACCGGAAACAUACCCGAAGAAAUCGGAGAUUUGUUUCGAUUACAGUCAAUUGGUUUAAGCGGCAAUGUGCUAUCAGGUUCACUUUCUCCCGCCCUUUUUACCAAUUUAAAUUCGUUGACAUUUUUCGAUGUUUCGAAUAAUACAUUGUCCGGUAACAUUCCUCCUGAGAUUAGCAAGUUGAAAAAAUUAACUGAUCUUUAUAUCGGGAUUAAUAAGUUUUCGGGGGAGUUGCCUAGUGAAAUAGGGGAGCUUUCGAGUUUAGAGAAUUUCUUUUCGCCUUCGUGUUUAAUUAGAGGGCCGAUUCCUGAUACGAUAUCAAAGCUGCGUUCAUUGACUAAGCUUGAUUUGUCGUAUAAUCCUUUGAGAUGUUCGAUUCCGAGGGGGAUUGGGAAGUUGGAGAAUUUGACUAUUUUGAAUCUUGUUUAUGCUGAGCUUAAUGGUUCUAUACCAUCUGAGCUUGGAAAUUGUCGGAAUUUGAAGACAUUGAUGCUUUCGUUUAAUUUGUUAACGGGAUCAUUGCCUGAGGAGCUUGGGGGAUUGCCGAUGUUGUCUCUUUCAGCAGAGAAGAAUCAGCUUUCGGGGCCCUUGCCUUCUUGGCUUGGGAGGUGGGACAAGGUUGAUUCGUUGUUGUUGUCGAGUAAUCGGUUUUCGGGGCCAAUUCCUCCGGAAAUUGGGAAUUGUUCACUGCUUGAUCAUAUUAGUUUGAGCAACAACUUGUUGACAGGGGUGAUACCAAAGGAGUUGUGUAAUUCUGGUGCGCUUACGGAGAUUGAUCUUGACAGUAAUAUGCUUACUGGGACGAUUGAGGACACGUUUGUGAAUUGUGGUAAUUUGACUCAAUUGGUUUUGGUUGAUAACCAGAUUGUCGGCCCUGUUCCGGAAUAUCUGUCAAAGCUUCCUUUGAUGGUGCUGGACCUUGAUUCGAAUAAUUUUACAGGUACUAUUCCGAUGAGUCUAUGGAAUUCUAUGAAUCUGUUGGAGUUUUCAGCUGCUAAUAAUCAUUUAGAGGGUACCUUGCCUGUGGAGAUCGGUAAUGCUGGUUCUCUUGAGAGGCUUGUUCUUAGUAACAAUCAGUUAAGUGGGUCUAUUCCUGGAGAAAUCGGGAAUCUUACUUCCCUCUCCGUUCUUGGGCUGAAUUCUAAUUUUCUGGAAGGUUCUAUUCCUGUUGAGCUUGAAAAUUGCAUUUCUCUGUCUACACUGGAUCUUGGCAACAACCAGUUAAAUGGGUCCAUUCCAGAGGGGAUUGCAGACUUGGAGCAAUUGCAAUGCUUAGUUCUGUCGUACAAUAACCUUUCUGGACCGAUUCCUUCCAAGCCCUCCAAGUAUUUCAGGCAGAUUAGUAUCCCGGAUUCAAGUUUCAUUCAGCAUCAUGGAGUGUAUGAUCUUUCACACAACAGACUGUAUGGUUCAUUACCUGAGGAACUGGGGAGCUGUUCAGUAAUUGUGGAUCUUCUACUUAGUGAAAAUCUGCUUUCUGGACAGAUUCCUCAGUCACUGUCUAGGUUAAGCAAUCUCACUACUUUGGAUUUAUAUGGUAAUCAAUUCACAGGCACUAUUCCUGCUGAACUGGGAAGCUCACAAAAACUACAGGGCUUGUACCUGGGGAAGAAUCAGCUUACUGGAACAUUACCAGAAAGCUUGGGUCAACUCAGCAGUCUUGUGAAACUGAAUUUGACUGGAAAUAAGCUUUCAGGUUAUAUUCCAUCUGCACUCGGUGACUUGGAGGGGCUUACACAUGUUGAUUUGAGCUACAAUGAGCUUAGUGGCGAGCUUCCUUCUACUCUCUCAAGCAUGGUAAAUUUAGUCGGAUUUUAUGUUCAGCAGAACAAACUUUCGGGUCAUAUCAAUGAGCUCUUUCAUGAUUCAAUGGUUUGCAGAAUUGAAGUUGUGGAUUUGAGUAAUAAUAUGUUUACAGGGAGCCUGCCACAGUCUAUAGGGAAUAUGUCGUACUUAAUGUCUUUGGAUCUUCAUGGCAACAGCUUUAGCGGUGAGAUCCCUUCUGAUCUUGGAAAUCUGAUGCAGCUUCAGUAUCUGGAUCUUUCGAACAAUGGUCUUUCUGGAGAAAUUCCAAAGAAGCUGUGUAGCCUUGAAAACACAGUUACUCUCAAUUUGGCGGAGAAUAGGUUAGAAGGGCCUAUUCCAAGAAUCGGAAUUUGCCAAAACCUCACGAAUAUAACUGUAGCUGGGAACAAGGAUCUCUGUGGAGGAUUAGUUGGUCUAAGAUGCCCCCUGAAGAGUUUUCAUAAGCGAUCACGGUUGACAAGUAUAUGGGUUGUAGCACUGAUUGUUGUUGGUGGCGCAUUAGCUACUCUUUUUACAACUAUUGUCCUAUACAUAUGGGUUCACAGAAGCAACAAGCAGAGUGAUUUAGAGGAAAGUGAAGAUAGCAAGCUAAACAGUUCUGUUAAUCAGAAUCUCCUUUUCUUGAGUAGCAGCAGAUCAAAAGAGCCUCUAAGCAUCAACGUGGCAAUGUUUGAGCAGCCACUCUUUAAGCUUACGUUGGUAGAUGUUCUUCAAGCAACCAACAACUUCUGCAAGACAAACAUAAUCGGCGAUGGAGGCUUUGGAACAGUCUAUAAAGCCACUUUACCUGACGGCAAAAUAGUAGCAGUCAAGAAGCUAAACCAAUCCAAAACACAGGGCAAUCGAGAAUUCUUGGCAGAAAUGGAGACUUUGGGAAAGGUGAAGCAUGAGAAUCUUGUCUCUUUGCUUGGCUACUGCUCGUUUGGCGAAGAAAAGCUGCUUGUUUAUGAGUAUAUGGUUAACGGGAGCUUAGAUCUGUGGCUUAGGAAUCGAACUGGAGCACUUGAUGUUUUGGGUUGGAGCAAAAGGUUAAAAAUAGCUGUAGGUGCUGCACGAGGUCUAGAUUUUCUACAUCGUGAAUCCAUCCCUCACAUAAUUCACAGGGAUAUAAAGGCCAGCAACAUUUUACUAGACAAAGACUUCGAGCCAAAAGUUGCAGACUUUGGAUUAGCAAGACUCAUCAGUGCUUGUGAAACUCAUGUUAGUACAGACAUUGCUGGGACAUUUGGUUACAUUCCACCUGAAUAUGGACAGAGUUGGAGAUCAACAACGAAGGGAGAUGUUUAUAGCUAUGGUGUGAUUCUUCUUGAAUUGGUCACUGGUAAAGAACCAACAGGGCCCGAGUUUAAAGAUGUUGAUGGUGGGAAUUUAGUAGGUUGGGUCUAUGAAAAGAUCAAGAAAGGCCAGGCUGUUGAUGUACUUGAUUCAACUCUACUUGAUGCAGAUUCAAAGCCAGUGAUGCUUAAGGUGUUGCAGAUUGCUGCUGUAUGCCUCUCUGAUAAUCCGUAUGAUCGCCCUACCAUGCAUAAUGUCUGGAAGGUCUUAAAUGGUAUAUCAGAAGAGUAACACUAUACUAUUAGUAAUUUUCUUACCGAGUUCUUUCUUUGCAUGUCUGUAUAUAUCGGUAUUAAGUCAGCCAGAAAAGGUAGUAGUACAUUAGUUUUAUCAUGCUAGCGUAGUUUGUUAAGCAUUGUAAUGUGUAUGGUACCUAUAACCAUAUGGACCAUUAAACCCUAAUCGUGUUUGGCUUUUACUUAUAGGCGCAAAUUGUAGCUGUUAGCCUGCUGUAUGCCAACAAUUGACAUCUAAAUACAAUCCUGUUAUUUA
Molecule: messenger RNA, 4299 nt
Organism: Daucus carota subsp. sativus
Lineage: Eukaryota; Viridiplantae; Streptophyta; Magnoliopsida; Apiales; Apiaceae
Product: leucine-rich repeat receptor protein kinase EMS1
Exons: 1
Coding region: 229-4038 (1269 amino acids)
Biological process (GO): protein phosphorylation
Molecular function (GO): protein kinase activity; protein binding; ATP binding
Source: RefSeq, a predicted model, not a curated record